GAUGAUGGAAGUGGAGAUGCCAAUCGUCUGCACUUUGAUGAUUGGUCGAACGAUUUGGCCAAGGACGUGAUGUCGAUUCAAGAAGAGCUCGAGGCUUUUGGUGAGAAGAUGCCGGAGCGAAAGCCCCUCAACUCUCAGUCGAAACUAUUUCCCAAGGGCUCUAAGAAGAGGAAACUCCGUGCGGUUUCGAAGUUGGAAGCGAUUGAAUCGGGAGAUGAGGAGGAGGAAGAAGAGGAAGAAGGUGUGGAAUGA
Messenger RNA from Rodentolepis nana, 252 nucleotides. NCBI's taxonomy places the organism in Eukaryota, Metazoa, Platyhelminthes, Cestoda, Cyclophyllidea, Hymenolepididae. The record is from the annotation of a GenBank genome assembly.